AUGAAUACUUCUACAACUUCUGGUGACUUGGAUUCACUUUUCAAAGAACCAGAUAUAGUUGCAUCCGAUCUAUUCGUCGUUGAUUUUUUAAAUAAACACUUCAGUGAAUUGGAAGAUUUGGAAAAGUUAGACUCUGUCUUAGACGAUUUGAGGAAAAAUGAACAAAAUUUGAACAAAAAAUGUAUUCAGUUACAGACACAAUCUUCGAAAUCGCUAAAAGAGUCUCUUGAAUCGUUUAAUUCCAUAUCGAUAGAGCUUGAGGGACUUCAAGCAUCGCGUUUAGAAUUGGAAGAUGAAUUUGCGGAUUAUUGCGACACAUUAAUUUCGACAAAUUCGAGACACUCUCAAGAAACAACAACAAAAGAUAUGACGCUUAUGGAACAAUUAACAAUUCUACAACAACAAGUAGAUAGUUUAAUAAGGUCUAAACAAUACCUCAAAGUCUUAGUAGUUUCAGAAGAAUUAAGUUCACAAGCAAAACAAUUGAUUGAAAAAUCACCACAAAAAGCUCUCAUACCAUAUAUUCAACUCGCACAUUUGUCAUAUGAUAUUAAAUCUAAGAGUCAAGAAGCAGGGCAUGUUGUUACUUAUUUAGACGUAUUUUUACAACAAAGCAAGGAUGCUCUAUGGGAAGACAUGAAAUGUAGAUUGACGAAGAAAUUUGAACAAACACUUGAUUCGCUUAAUUGGCCAACCCCAAUCAAACUUCCUUAUUCUACCUUGACGACAGAAAAAUUAUCAGCAUUUAAAAAAGCAUUCAUAGAGUUACUUUUAUUACAAAGACCUAUCAACGUUUCGGAAGAUUCACAAUCUUCUUCCGAAAAUACCGAUAAUAAUGGUCUUCCACCUCUUCUACCAAUACAAAUAAUGGUUGAACCUUUGAUUAUACGUUUCCGUUAUCACUUUGAAUCAAAGAGACCAACUGACAGAAUUGACAAACCUGAAUGGUAUUUUACACACGUUCUUAAUACAAUUCGUGAGCAUUCUCCAUUCUUACAAGGCGCAGUACAAGCGAUAGUUGAUGAGGCAGGAUUUCAAAUGUAUCACGCAAAAAAUGACUUCAUAAGAUGUUUGCUUGACGCAGUCAUUAGAAAGUUAAGUAAUGAUGCUCCAACAUUAUUAAAUUCAUCUCAAGUUUUUUCACAUACGGUGUUUGAAACAUUGCAAUUUGAUCAAACACUUCGUGAGCUGCAUAUGUACAUUUGCCCUGGAGAAAAAGAAUGGAAGGGUUGUGUAGACGUUUUUACUGGAAAAAAGGAAUGGUUUAAGGCUUGGCUAAAGGUUGAGAAAGAAUUUGUAGAAGCUCGUUAUAAUGAAAUAAUGCAUUCUGAAAAUGCUUGGGAGAUGGAGGAGGAGGAUAUUUCGGAAGAUGAAUACAAACCAACUAAAUCAUCUUUAAAACUAAUUAAUUUACUAGAAUUAAUAACAAGUCGUUAUAGACUAUUACCAAAGUUCCACAAUAGAAUUCGUUUUUUGGCUGAUAUUCAAGCUGCAUUGUUAGAAUCUUAUGCCAAAAGAAUAGAAUCUUCCGUUGAUGCUUUCGAAAAUUUGAGUUAUUCUUUUGUGAGAGCUGUCCCAAAUUCCGUAAAUGUAGAUGGUAAAUCACUAUUGGGUGUAGAAGGUUUAAAAAGGUUAUGUAGAUGGCUUAACAGUGCCGGUUUUGUGAGUCGGACGAUCAAAGAGUGGGGCGAAGAUGCAUUUUUUCUAGAAUUAUGGCAUGAGGUCACGGUACGUGCGUCUCGUAUUACAGGCACGUCAUCCCCGACUUUUUCUGAAAAUUCUAGCAAUCAAACUCAUGAUUCUCCUUCAGAAGAACCAAUCACAGUUGAUGAAGGAACAGUAUUCGAUGAACCAGCAGGAUUAUUUGAUAGCUCAUACCAAAUUCCUUCUCAAGAACAAAUAAAUAAAUCUCUAUUUGUAAAGGAAGUGGCUGUACCUCCAAUGUCAAAGGAUUUUACUAAAAAUACAAUAAUCGAGUUAUCACCAGAACUUUAUGCUCCAUUAUCAGAUCUAGCGCACUCUCUUACAUUUUUAUCGAACAAUUUACCUAUUCGAAUUUUCAAACUGAUUUAUAAAGAGAUAUCAAAAGAAUUGGAAGAAAAUUUAUGGGAUCGAGUAUUAAUGAGAAAUCAAUUUUCUGAAAUGGGUGGCUGGCAAUUUAAAGUAGAUUGCGAGAAAGGAUUAUUCACUGUUGGAAGGCGUUGGAUCCAAAAGCCUGAAAGUUAUUCCAGAAGGUUAAAAGAUGCUUGCAUACUACUUACUCUUCCUUCAACACGUCAAACUACAUUAGUUGAUGAACAAAGUAAAGUUGAUUCACGACAAAAAACUUUAGAACAAAUAGUUUCUGUUUUAUUUGAUGAGGAAUUGGAACCUACAGCAAUAUCUAGAGUGUUAGAGAGUAUAGGGAUUUAUCACUUGUCACAAAAAGAAGCUAAAGAAGUUGUUGGAAGAAGAGUUGAUUGUGGAAAGUAA
Molecule: messenger RNA, 2472 nt
Organism: Diversispora eburnea
Lineage: Eukaryota; Fungi; Glomeromycota; Glomeromycetes; Diversisporales; Diversisporaceae
Source: the annotation of a GenBank genome assembly